Molecule: messenger RNA, 1137 nt
Organism: Peniophora sp. CBMAI 1063
Lineage: Eukaryota; Fungi; Basidiomycota; Agaricomycetes; Russulales; Peniophoraceae
Source: the annotation of a GenBank genome assembly
AUGUCCGGACCAUCCACCCGCGCACUCUACCGGCUCACUCAUCUCGCUCGCCAAAUCCCUCCAUCUCUGCCUGUUGCUACAAUACCCAUCAGUUCGAAACGUGCGAUGUCGAGCUACCCGUCCACUGUGAAGGCCGUCGGGAUCAAGGAGGUUGGCGGCGUGGACAAGAUCGAAGAUCUGGAGCUGCCGUUCCCGAGUCCGAAGCCGAAUGAACUCCUCGUGAAGGUGCAAUGGGCCGGUGUGAACUUCAUUGAUACCUAUAUGCGGUCUGGCCUGUACAAGCCUGCGUUCUUGCCGCUGCCCAUCGCGAAGGAGGUUGCGGGCGUAAUCGUAGAGCUUCCGACUGACGAGAGCGUGCUUAACAAUGAAGCGUACAAGAAGCGCGGGUUCAAGAAGGGCGGCAAGGUCGCUGUCGAUGUCGCCGGUAGUUUGAAGGAGUACGUCUCGGUUCCAUGGGAUUCAUCUGUGUACCCUGUGCCGGAGAACCUCACUACGCGUGAAGCGGCUGCGUCGGUUCUUCAGGGCUUCACGACCCUCGGUCAGGUCACAGAGGCCUAUCCCGUUAAAGCCGGGGAUACCGUCUUCAUUCACACGAUUGCUGGUGGCGUAGGAUUGCUUCACGCGCAAAUCUCCAAGGCGAAGGGCGCUACGGUCAUCGGGACAACAUCGACGCCGGAGAAGGCUGCAUUGGCGAAGGAGAACGGCGCGGACCAUGUCAUCUUGUACAAGCAGGAAGAUGUAGUCAAGAAGACGCUCGAGCUCACGAACGGCGAAGGCGUGAAUGUCAUCUACGACGGUGUGGGGAAAGAUACGUUCGAAGGCAAUUUCGAGAUCAUCAAGCGUAAAGGGACCAUUGUGAGCUUUGGGAACGCAAGUGGCCCCGUGCCGGACGUGCCUUUAUUCAAGCUGACGCCGAAGAACGUCAAACUCAUGCGCCCGACGAUGGUCAACUGGGUGCAUACGCUUGAGGAAAAGGAGCGCUACGGCAACGAGCUGUUCAAGCUCAUCGGUGAUGGCAAGCUAAAGAUACGCGUGCACGGCGAGUACCCCUUCACGGCCGAAGGAGUCAAGGCGGCACAGUCAGACCUGGUCGGCGGAAAGACGACGGGCAAGGUGAUAAUCAAGGUUGAGCAGUAG